AUGGCGGACGGAGGCGUGGAUAUAGAUUUGUACGCCGACGAUAUAGAAUCUGAUUUCAAUAGACAGGACGAGUUUGGUGGAGAGAAUGUGGAUCUCUACGACGAUGUGAUCGCUGCACCGGCACCGAAGCCCGAGGACUCGGAUGGCCCUCCAAACUCUUCAGCUCCGCCGCACUCGCACCCACCGGAAGAAACUAACGGCAACGUUCCAUAUCACAAUAGCGGAUCAAACCAUCAUCAUGGUCGCCGCUUCCAACUUUAUGUUGGGAACCUCACAUGGUGGGCAACGGACCAGGACAUUGCGAACGCAGUAGCGGACGUCGGCGUCACCGACUUCCAGGACGUGAAGUUCUUCGAGAACAGGGCGAACGGCCAGUCGAAGGGCUUCUGCGUCAUAUCCCUCGGCUCGGACCAGUCCAUCCGGAUGGUGAUGGACCGUCUGCCCAAGAAGGAGAUACACGGACAGCAUCCAGUGGUAACGCUGCCCACCAAACAGGCAUUGAAUCAGUUCGAAAGUCAAUCGAAGACUAGGUCAACGCCACCGGGACCUAAUAAUCCUGGUAUGAGAGGACCUCAUCCCAGUGGGGGGCCACCCGGCCCACACCCUGGAGAAUUUUUCGGGGGCGGUCCAAACGGGCCAGGUCCUAAUGGUCCGAGAAUGAUGAUGGCGGGCCCCGGGCCUCAUCACCAAUUACGCGGCCCACCGCCUGGUCCACACGGGCCGCAUGGUCCCCAUCACCUACCUCAGCACCAGGGUCCACCGCCGCAUCACAUGCAACACCAAGGGCCCCCGCCGCAUCAAGGGCCCCCACCGCAUCGGCCGCCAAUGCAAUUCCAGGGCGGGCCGCAGAUGCAGCGCGCUGGUGGUGGUCCGCGCGCCGGUCCGGGCCCCGAUUGGGCGCCUCGUGGCCCUCCCCACCACAUGCAGCCUGCACCAGCGCCCCAAUACGGCCCGCCACAGCAUCAGAUGCCCCAUCAGAUGCCGCCACCACAUGGGCAGCCCCCCGGGCAAGGUCUUCCCCCACCGCACCAUCAGCUGCCUCCUCACCAGGCUGGUCCGCCACGUGGACCAACGCCAUUGCCACAACAUCCAGCCGGCCGUUACGUUCCAGACGGAUUCCCAGUGGGAGUUGGCCCAGGAGCGCCGGCCCCUCACGUGAAUCCGGCCUUCUUCAGCCAGCAGCCGCCUGUGCAGCCUGCGCCGGGCGUUCAGCCGCCGCCGCAGCCAACUGUGCAAGGCCCAGGAGCACCAUAUGGCCACCCGCCGCACGGUGCGCCACCACCAAAUCAAGGGCCCCCACCACCCGGGGCUAGGCAGCCUUAUGGAAGACCUCCACAGAGCUAUGGCGCGGGUGAGCCGCGCGGCGGGCACCACCCGGCGCCGAUGACGCCCCACGCUCCCCACCCCCACGCUCCCCACCCGCACCCGCACCCACACCCUCACCCGCAUCCGGUGAUCAGCGACGCCGAGUUCGAGGAGGUGAUGAGCCGCAACCGCACCGUCUCUUCAAGCGCGAUCGCGCGCGCCGUCAGCGACGCGGCGGCCGGCGAGUACGCGUCGGCCAUCGAGACCCUCGUCACGGCGAUAUCGCUAAUCAAGCAGAGCAAGGUGGCGCACGACGACCGCUGCAAGAUCCUGAUAUCCUCGCUGCAGGACACGCUUCACGGCGUCGAGACGAAGUCGUACGGCGGCGAGCGGCGUCGCUCGCGCUCCAGGGAGCGGGACGCGCGCGCCCACCACCGGGCGCCGAGGCGCCGCGAGCGCUCCGCGAGCCGCUACCGCGAGCGCAGCCGCGAGAGGGAUGAGCGAGACAGAUAUUACAGGGACUACCGUGAGCGCGAGCGUGACCGCUCCAGGUCUCGCGACAGGGAACGCGCCGACCACUAUAAUAGGGGACACAGUCGAGAAGAGCGACCCCGCAAGUCGCCCGUGGAGCCGGCCGCCGAAGGGGGCGCCGGAGACGCCAGCGGGGCGAAGGGCCGCGCCGCCGCGGCGCCCUACUACGAGGAGCGGUACCGCGAGCGCAGGGAGCGCGACCCGCCCGCAGCGGACCGCGACCGCGACCGCGACAGGGACCACAGGCGCGACGCGAGACAC
Messenger RNA from Iphiclides podalirius (scarce swallowtail), 2097 nucleotides. NCBI's taxonomy places the organism in Eukaryota, Metazoa, Arthropoda, Insecta, Lepidoptera, Papilionidae. The record is from the annotation of a GenBank genome assembly.